Messenger RNA from Octodon degus (degu), 1857 nucleotides. RefSeq names its product tektin 1 (gene Tekt1). The record is from RefSeq and is a predicted model, not a curated record. Gene Ontology annotation, cellular component: nucleus; microtubule cytoskeleton. The transcript has 8 exons. Lineage: Eukaryota; Metazoa; Chordata; Mammalia; Rodentia; Octodontidae. The coding region runs from base 357 to 1613 and encodes 418 amino acids. Gene Ontology annotation, biological process: cilium movement involved in cell motility; cilium assembly.
CUGAGACUAUCACCCCACCGACCGCACUGCACGCUGGUCAGGGUGGCCCAGGCGAUCCAGUCCGCUUGGUGUCCCGCGUUUUCCUGGCUGGCUGAGAGAGCCGAGCAUCUCCCCCUGCGCAUCUCCCUACGACUAGAGAACCGCAUUCCUGGCUCUACUGCCAGCUGACUGCAAAAGUGGCGCCUGCGUAGUAGUCUCCUGUUCUUGAGGCUUCAAGGCAGAACCCGCCCCCUUUGCCCGGGAGAUGCGUCGGCGCGUCAUCGGUUGCUAUGGAAACCACACAUAUGUACGUCUAGAGCCAGGCUUUCAGCUUGUGUAUUAGUUCUUUGAGGCGCUAAGGACUUUGGAAAUUUCUAAUGGCCAAGCUACUGCAACUUCCUCCCAAGUUCCUGCCCUCGGAGUGGCACAUUGCUAACAAGAACCAGUACCACAGGGCAGAAGCCCAAAGGUCCCGAUCCGAGCGCCUAGUGGCAGAAAGCCAGAGGCUUGUGGAAGAUAUUGACAAGAGUACAAGGAAAUCCCAAAGUGAUGUAAACAAGAAACUUGAACAGAGACUCGAGGAAGUUAGGUUCUGGAAGAAAGAGUUAGAUGACAAGCUCGAGCAACUUGUCCAUGAGACCGAGGACCUGCUGUCCUAUAAGAGCCGACUGGAAAAAGCCCUGGAGAGCUUUAAAGAGCCCUUGCACAUCACGGAGCGGUGCCUGGAAUACAGGGAGAAGCGUGUGGGGAUUGAUCUGGUACACGAUGAGGUAGAGGAGGAGCUGCUGAAGGAGGCUGAGAUCAUUCGGGGUGCCAUGGCUCUGCUGACCCGAACAAUAGAGGAGAUGUCGGAGCAAAUCAGGCUGAACCGCUUGGCCAAGUACAAUCUAGAAAAGGAUUUGAAGGACAAGUUCACGGCCCUCACCAUUGACGACAUCUGCUUUUCGCUCAACAACAACUCACCAAACAUCAGAUGUUCUGAGAACGCCGUGAGGAUUGAACCCAACUCCGUGAGUCUGGAAGACUGGCUGGACUUCUCCAACAUGAAUGUGGAAAGGGCUGACAAGCAGCGCAACAACUCCCUGACCCUGAAGGCCUUAGUGGACCGAAUCCUGUCACAGACUGCCAGUGACCUGAGAAAGCAGUGUGACGUUGUGGACACAGCUUUCAAGAAUGGGCUCAAGGAGACCAAGGAUGCCAGGGACAAGCUGGCUGUUCACUUGGCCAAGGUCAUGGAAGAGAUUGCUUCCCAGGAGAAAAAUAUCGCAGUUCUCGAAAAAGCCAUCCUCGACCAAGAAGGACCUGCCAAGGUGGCUCACACGCGCCUAGAGACCAGGACUCACCGGCCCAAUGUGGAGCUGUGUCGUGAUGUUGCCCAAUAUCGGCUCAUCAAGGAGGUUCAUGAGAUCAGUCACAAUGUGGCAAGAUUGAAGGAAACUUUGGCUCAAGCUCAAGUAGAGCUGAAAGGGCUGAAUCGCAGACAACUCGCCCUGCAAGAGGAGAUCCAGGUUAAAGAGAACACCAUCUACAUUGACGAAGUGCUCUGCAUGCAGAUGCGCAAGUCCAUCCCGCCGAGAGAUGGGGAGGACAACAGGGACUGGGCGGGAGGCUUCCGCCCCGAGGCCGUCUGCUGAGGGUAGGGAUGGGUCAGAUGUGUGUUAAUCCACUAAAUAAACCAGCAGCACGGAAUCUCAAUUUAGGGAGGCAGAGUGGGUUUUUCACAACCUCUCAGCGAGAUUCCAGGCCUGCUGGGUGCUGAGAUCCAAUCCUAUGUAUCAGCGCAGGCCCCCUUGUGCUGUCCCAGCUCCUGGGGUCAACGGAGAGAUCUUUUCCAGUGGCGUGGCUGGGCUGGAUCCUCCUAUUCAGACCUGCCAGCUU